AGGUUUGGCUGGAUGACCGAAUGGCAGCUUUUACGCAGAGGGUUGUCUCACCUGCUGAAUCGCAGUCCUCCAGUCGGCACAACGCUCUCACCUCCAAUUAACAUCCAGCCCUGCGAGGUCAGCGCCGCGUUUCCCAGCGUCUCCUGGUUUCACUGGUUUUGUGCCUCUGAUGCGACGAGCCCGCGGGCAUCCUGCCGUGCCCCCUGCGCGUGGAUGGUCUCAGCCAGAGCAGAGCGAACAAAGCGCAUCGAGUCCCUCCAGAGAACCGCGUCCCCCUCCUAAAAAAAACCCCACAGCAGGGAUGUUUGUUGUCUGUAAGUACUCCGGAUAAUCCUCUGUUGUUUCCCCCCCCGGUUGUUAGGUUUCCUUGUGUGUAGUUCACGGGGAGAGAACGCACUGUGAAGGAUGGAUACGCUCUUUUUUAGCCCGACGGAUAGGCAUUUAAUUUAGGGAACACCCGAUGCCGCUGCUGGACAGAAGUAAUGGGCAGAUUUUGGACCGCGCCGGACUCGUUAUUGGUUUCCUGGGAGUAGAAGAGGCCUGUGUUCGAUGCUCGAAGACAGAAACAACCGCACAGUUCUGCAGCAAACACACAAACCGUGAUUUCUGUCCCCCCCCACCCCAAGGCGUGAAUUGCCAGAUUACAAACACACGUCUGUGAAUAUACUGACACGCGCGUAAAACCGACAGAACUAUGGAGCACACCGGGAUCGAGGAGGUGAACCAGACGCACCAGCAGCAGCAUGAGCCCAUCAGCUUCGGGAUCGACCAGAUCCUUAACAGCUCGGACCAGUCCAGCGGCUGCAUGCUGCCCAACCGGACCAACGGCGACCCGGAUUACGCGCUGGCCCCCAACGUCUACAGCAACGGGUACAACAGCGUCUACAACCCGGCCUGCUCCAUGGCGGCGGCGGCGGGUCUGGCCGGCUCCUACAACGUCAACAUGAACAUGAACGUCAGCAUGAACAUGAACAUGAACGUUAACGUGAACUCGGGCGGUGGCGCCGGCGGGGUGAUCCGGGUGCCGGCGCACAGACCCAUGCCGCCGCCGCCGUCCUCCGUCGCCGCCGCGCCGCAUCCGCCCCCCUCAGGGCAUCCGCCGGGCAUCGGACCCGGCAUCGCCUCGGUGCCCGGUAUGGGGAUGGGCAACUCGGCCAACUUCACCUUCCCGUGGAUGGAGAGCAGCAGGAGGUUCGCCAAGGAGAGACUAACAGGGGAGCAGGCAGAGGAGAGCCGAAUUGGAGAGGCCACAGGGGGGCCGGGGGCCGGGUCCCUCUGUCAUCUCCCCAAGGGAGACAUCGGCAGGGUCCCUGUCUGGAGCACUGUGGAGACGUUAGCUAAAUGCUAUUACCCCGAGCUCGCUCACCUGCGAGACGGCAGUGGCCUCCUAGCAGACUAUCCUUUCCCUAAGGGGGCUUGCCCAGCUGCCCUCUCGCCCUUCUCUGUGACCCGGCGUAUCGGCCACCCUUACCAGAACCGCACGCCGCCCAAGAGGAAAAAGCCUCGCACCUCCUUCAGCCGGGUGCAGAUCUGCGAGCUGGAGAAACGCUUCCACCGCCAGAAGUACCUGGCGUCGGCCGAGCGCGCCACCUUGGCCAAGGCCCUGAAGAUGACGGACGCACAAGUCAAGACCUGGUUUCAGAACAGACGGACAAAAUGGCGGAGACAGACUGCAGAGGAGCGAGAGGCAGAGCGGCAGCAGGCCAACCGGCUGAUGCUGCAGCUUCAGCAGGAAGCCUUCCAGAAGACGUUGAGCCAGCCUCUGCAGCCCGACCCACUCUGCCUGCACAACUCCUCCCUCUACGCCCUGCAGAACCUGCAGCCCUGGGCAGAUGACAAUAAGGUGACCUCCGUCACCUCCGUGGCAUCUGUAGUGUGAGCGUGUGUGUAAGUGUGAGUGUGAGUGUGCGUGUGUGUGUUUGUGUGUGUGUGUGCGUGUGUGUGUGUAGGACACAGAGAAAAAGAGAGAGGGGGAUAAGGCAGGGAAUGAAACGUCUGUAUCAAGUUGACAGCAGAUAGAAUGGACAAAAUAGCACAGCAGCAUUAUGGGAUUGUUAUAGAUACAGGAAAGUAUUUGAAUGGACGUCAGUCAUUGAUCGUUACCAGCAAAAUGGUGGGGGAGCAUGUGUAGAGAGAGAGAGAGAGAGAGAGAGAGAGAGAGAGAGAGAGAGAGCAGCUAUCUGUUUCUGCCCAGAGCUACAGAACCCAGUCAGUGGACUUCCCAGCUCUGCAGCCGCACUGGCCUCACUGGUUGUCACAGAUUGAACAGCUGUUACCGUAACUUUCUAAAAAUGUGUUGAGUCAUUCUCCUGCCUUACACCAAGUUUCCGCUUUCCCUUCAGCUGACGGUCUAAAAGAGAGGAGGGCACUUUACCCCCUAAGUGCCGGGACACAAAUGGACACCUCUGUACAUGCCCACCUAUCAAGACUGUCCCCCUCUUUUGCCUCCGGAUCCCUCACGAGGCGGCAGAGACGUUUCUGCCACGAAUGGCAACAAAAUAAAAAAGAGACCUCCUGUUUUUUUUUUCGCUUUUCGACUUUGUACAAUGUAGUAAAUGCAUGUUUCAACCCCUUUUCUGUGUGCACUCGGAAAGUACCGCUGAAGUCGGCUGCCGUCGAGGCCGAGCUCCUCAGCGGUCACGUGGUAGUGGAUCGGUGGAACUGCUGAUCAAAGAUUUCCUCAUUAUGUUCAAUUUAAAGGUGUUUUAUAUUAAAUGAUAUUGUGACUUUUUGAAAAGAUGACAGACCUUUCUGGGUUUUUUUUUUUCUUGCCUCUCUUUCCUCACAGUGUUUGUCACCAUUAUGAAAAAACCAUGCAAUAAUGCUUUAUGAUUUUAGAGAGGUAGUUAGCCUCGUGGGAGUUGGCGAUGAUUACACACGAAUGUUUCAUAACCACCCGAAGGUGAGAUAGCAUCAGAGUGCAUCAAAAGGACAGAGCAAUACCUUCACUUCUCUUUAUACAUAAAAACUGAUGACUGCAGCUCCCAUGUGUGAACGUGAAGCGAGGCGUCGCCCGAAAAGCUGCCUCUCUGGGUAAAUAAAGGCACGGAGAGCGAUGCCAGCUCAAAUUAGAAUGAGAGCGCUGGAGAAAGUACAAGUUGUGCAGCCGCCAAGUGAAACACAAGUUGUGUUUAUGUUUUUGUUCCAGUGAUUUCAGUGGAACACGUUCACCGAGGACUCAAGCUGCUUCAGUUCUUCUUGCACAGUGUGAGAAACAACUUGAGCGAGACUGACAUGAUCGGUCACAGCAAACAAGAAGCUACAGUUAAUUUUUUCCAAUAGUUUAUUUUUGCUCUGAAUCAAACGUGUCAUGGUCACGAUUAGGGUUGCAAAAUUCCGGUAAUUUUCAAAGUUGGAAACUUUCCAUGGGAAUUAACUGGAAUAUACGGGAAUAUAAGGGAAUAUACGGGAAUUAACGGGAAUUAACGGGAAUUAACGGGAAUUAAUGGGAAUUAACGGGAAUAAACUGGAAAUUGUGUUGGUAAUUUAUACUAACUGUAUUUACCUUGUCAUAUACAGACAUAAAUAUAAACAUUUUGUUUUGUCAUAGGCUGAUUUGAGCCCUGAGGAAACUUUGGGGACUUGACUAUAUGCUUCUGCAUCUUUGUGUCAUUCUUAACAUAGGUCUUUGCACAGUAUUUGCAAAUGUACACAGCCUUUCCUUCUACAUUGGCUGGGGUGAAAUGUCUCCACACAUGAGAUAGUGCACGUGGCAUUGUUAUGUAGAAUAAGAUGAGAAAAAAGCUUGUAAAAAAACACUAAUGCAAUGCCAGAGAUAUAAAGAGUUGGCCAAACGAUUGGAAUCGUCUUAAAAAAUAUUUUACACUUGAUGGAUAGAUGAAUAGAAAGAGGCUAGAUGGACAGAUGACAAAUAAUCAAUCAGCAUGCUAAUAUAUUUUCCCCAUUAAUAUCAUUGAAACUUACCUGACUAGUCCUGCACACUACAGCAGGCCUCAAUAGUCCUGCUGUAGUGUGCAGGAUGCUGGGAAUUAUCUUGUGAUGGAGAAAUGCAAAUUGGAGGGGUUUUUUUUUUAUAUCCCAAAAUUCCCGAGCUUAAUAUCUCCAUGGAAAGUUUCAAUAAAGUUCCCAGAAAUUUACCGGAAAUUUUCCGCCCCUUUGCAACCCUAGUCACGAUUCAUCUUGCAGCUGGUCCGUCUGGUUCCAGGCUAAAAACAUUUUAUAAGGUUUUUUAUGUAACGUAAAUUUACAUCUGGGACUAGAGCUGUUCAAAGUGUGGGCCGUCACCAUCUAUUACCUGGGAAAUUCAAUAAAGCUGCACCAGAUUCUACACA
Pleuronectes platessa (European plaice) is the source of this 4292-nucleotide messenger RNA. It is a transcript of the gene tlx2, whose product is annotated as T cell leukemia homeobox 2. Bases 695 to 1879 code for a protein of 394 amino acids. Gene Ontology annotation, biological process: animal organ development; regulation of transcription by RNA polymerase II. The transcript has 4 exons. NCBI's taxonomy places the organism in Eukaryota, Metazoa, Chordata, Actinopteri, Pleuronectiformes, Pleuronectidae. The record is from RefSeq and is a predicted model, not a curated record. Gene Ontology annotation, molecular function: DNA-binding transcription factor activity, RNA polymerase II-specific; RNA polymerase II cis-regulatory region sequence-specific DNA binding. Gene Ontology annotation, cellular component: nucleus.